AUGAGUCGUGUUUUAGUAAAAUUCGUCCUCACAACAAAAAAGGUAUUCCGCCGUCACACAGAAACAACAACACACAUGGAUAAAAUACUGGCCAACGCGAUGACCUCCUCGGUUAUUCCAGGACAAAUUCAAUCGGACAUGAAACGUAAAUUGGACGACAUUCGAGAUUUACCGAUGAAUUCAACCAUUACUCUCACGGAGGACGAGUCUCAAGGCGCGAAGAUGUUGGAAGCGUUUUCCGUGGACAUUUCGCACCAAGAAGUCGAACGAAUCCUCAUCGAGUUGGAGGAGAUUUAUAAGACCCAACCGGGAGAGUGGCUCCCUAUUCACGGGAUUGGAUCGAUGUUAGCCACGGAUUUAGGGUACGAGGACGAAGACGAAUUCGAAGACGCGUUGAAAAUGACGUUCGAAGAGUUCGUGAAUAAACUACCGAUGAUUGAGUGCAAAGACGUGGAGUCGGAGUUACAACCCGGUCUCGUUCGCAAGUGCUGGCGGUUAAUACCGGAGUUGAAAGCGGAAAACCGGAAACCGAGGUGUUUGAAGCUGGAGUUGAAAGCAAAAUCAGAUUUGUGGAGGAUAUUAAUGCGAGCGCCUGGGUCGUCGAUUGAGAUUCCGGAGAUUGAGUUUUACGCCGGAGGGGAUUUAAAGAGACAAAUCGAUAGCGUAUAUAAUCACCUGUCGCAGGCGUGUUUUAACUUGGAGUCGCACGUGCAACACAUGGCGAGUUGCGCGGCGAACUUGGAGGAGCAACGAGGGAUUUUAGAAACGAUUGAAAGAUUAAGGAGAAUGUUAGAUUUAGAGGAACCAUGCACGAUAGUUAUUCGGUGCCCGACUGGGGAGACGGCGCACGGUGUUGAUGACUGA
Bathycoccus prasinos is the source of this 864-nucleotide messenger RNA. RefSeq lists its product with no specific name. The transcript has 2 exons. NCBI's taxonomy places the organism in Eukaryota, Viridiplantae, Chlorophyta, Mamiellophyceae, Mamiellales, Bathycoccaceae. The coding region runs from base 1 to 864 and encodes 287 amino acids. The record is from RefSeq and is a predicted model, not a curated record. Gene Ontology annotation, molecular function: zinc ion binding.